GUAUUAUAAUACUGCUUAAUUAUUUGUAACAGCUUACUAACAAGCUCCGGUACGUUGUUUGUACGCAUCAGAAAGCCUUUCUUUCUAUAGUUAAACUUUGUUCAUUCAUGCGAACGCACCAAACUGAUCCUACAGUUGAGAAACCAGUUUUGAGGUUUUCAUAACUUACCGAAAUAGUGGAUUGAUAUGGAUAUUCUCGUAUGGAUGAGAUGAGAAAGUAGUGGCUGUUUAUCUCCUACCCGCCUUGUUGGCUGGCGUAUAUAUUAUGUGGCUGGCGCUGGCUGAAUUUCCAUGUGGAUGGCGAUUUGCAAUUACGUAGUUUAUCAAUUUUGCAGUUGCUGUCUUCUACACUAAUACGAUUGAUAUUUUCUUUGGCCGCUCCUUUGUCAUACUUUGCUGCCGCGAUUUUUUCAUAAGUUUCCCAUUUUCCCCGUAGCUUUAAUGCUUUGUAAGCGUUAUGCAAUAAUCCUUUCGAUAUCCGGUUCUACUGCAUCGGUGCGGUAGCAAGUACGGUCUGACGGGGAUUUACGAACGUGUUCAGUGUUCCGUAUCAACUCGUACUGAAUGACCAUUCUGAUUUGUACUGCCUCGUGCCGUACCGCAUGUACUGCAGUGAUCCGAACUCCAACAAACUUUUUAGUUAGACUUAUCACUACACAGCAAAGUUUUCGUGUUUGAAAGGACUGGGUGCGACAAUGGAAGCUCAAGGUCUUGCUCUAAUGGUGCUGCGCGCACAGUGUUAAUCAUUAAUGCAGUAUUGGCGUGCUGGCCGCCUAGCGGUCUGUAACGACAGACUCGCUCAUCCCUAUUAAAUCGUGGAUCUCAUUCCCCUUUUCGAGUGCGGAACCUCCACCAUGUCCGGAGAAUCCUAUGUGGGAGCAAUCAGGAGGAUUUGUUGUAUGGGUGCUGGCUACGUUGGUGGACCAACAUGCGCUGUCAUCGCCAGCAAAUGCCCGGAUAUUAUUGUCACUGUUACUGAUGUCGACCAGAAGAGAAUAGACGCAUGGAAUUCUAAGGAUCUACCAAUUUAUGAACCCAAUUUGGAUGCAGUGGUGGAUGAAUGCCGUGGACGCAAUUUAUUCUUUUCAACCGAAAGGGAAUCAGCGGUUGCCAGUGCCGAUCUCAUAUUUAUUUGUGUUAACACUCCCACAAAAACAGUUGGAGAUGCGAAAGGGAAGGCUCCCGAUUUACAGUUUGUUGAGAAAGCGGCUAAAUUCAUUCGCAACCAUGCUACUGGGUACACUAUCAUCGUUGAAAAGAGCACAGUUCCAGUGCGAGCGGCGGAAGCCAUCAUGGAAUGGCUGGACCCUAAACAUAGACCUCCAGAAAAAAAGCAUGUACAAUUUGAAGUGCUUUCAAAUCCCGAAUUCCUUGCGGAAGGCACAGCGGUGGAAAAUUUAUUAAAUCCUGAUCGAGUACUGAUUGGUGGAAAUGAAACCGAAAGUGGUCGGCAUGCCCGAAGAUUGUUGAUGGAGAUAUAUGAAAAGUGGGUAGACCGGGAAAAAAUUGUCUUGACGAACGUCUGGUCAUCGGAAUUGACUAAAUUGGCUGCCAAUGCUUUUCUUGCUCAACGAAUCUCCAGCAUAAAUGCUAUUUCUUCACUGUGUGAGGCUACUGGUGCGGAUGUUAAGGAAGUAGCCCGGGCCAUCGGAAUGGACAGUAGAAUAGGACCAAAAUUCCUAGACGCUAGCGUGGGGUUCGGUGGGUCGUGCUUUCACAAGGAUUUGAAUUGUUUGGUCUAUUUGUGUCGCUCUCAGAACCUCACCGAAGCUGCUGACUACUGGCAACAAGUGGUUGACCUCAACGAAUACCAGAGGCACCGGUUUAGCCGGCAGAUAGUUAAGUGCUUGUACAAUACUGUGGAGAAAAGAAUUGCCAUACUGGGAUUCGCUUUUAAAAAGGACACUGGUGAUACUAGAGAAUCGUCAGCCAUUGUAGUGAGUAAAUAUCUUUUGGAAGAAGGUGCGUUACUUUCCAUUUACGACCCAAAGGUACCAGCGGAUCGAAUUUUAAGAGAUUUAGACAUGGAUCCGGCGAACGAAGUCCAAAAAAACAAUUCUCGACAAGUGAAAAUCUGCAAAAAUGCUUACGAAGCCGCUGCUGCUGCGGAUGCAAUCGUGGUGUGUACGGAAUGGGAUGAAUUUCAGCUACUGGACUUUCGAAAAAUUUACCAAUCCAUGCAGAAACCAGCAUUCAUUUUUGAUGGAAGGAUGAUUUUAAAUCAUGACAAGUUGAUUGAUAUUGGCUUCAACGUGUACUGCAUAGGAAAAUGCGUGUAUGACCGAACUCGAAACCACAUGACAAAUGGCGACUUGAUGGGAUAUUAUGAUAAUGCUAUGGCACGGCGAAUGAGCAACGGAAAUUCAGGAGGUGCAAUGUCCAACGGCCAUCCGGGAUAUCUUAGUAACGGUGGGAAUCUGUCUGGGAAAGCCUCCCUUCGUAAUGGAUUUUCCAACGGGUACCACUGACAGACACGAAAUGCUGAUUUGAUUACUCUUUUAACGUUCCUGUUUUAUGUAAGUUUUAUUCCAGUUUUACUUUUUAGCAUUGUUGGCAUGCCUUGUACUGGUUAUGGUUUUACUGUUUUACUUGCCUUCCUUUUGUUUUUAAGUGAUAUAGUGUGCCGAAUUUUAAUUGGCCGUAAUUCGCGUUAAGUUUUUUUGGUUGUGACCGCUUGUUUGGUCCCGUCGUCUUGGUUGAGUUUUUGAAAUAGUUUUAUUGUUUUUAUUCUUGUAAACUUCGAAGUAUUUGUUUUUCCGGUUACCGCUGUUUGCCGUGUACAUUUCUGCCAAAAUAUUGAGCUGUGUAGUUAUGUUGAAAUAGAAUAAGUUUUCUGUACCAGUUCACCGUAUAGAAUAAAAUAUAAAACCUCUAAAAUUAAAGGCACUUGUGA
This is a messenger RNA of Paramacrobiotus metropolitanus, 2893 nucleotides long. RefSeq names its product UDP-glucose 6-dehydrogenase-like. Lineage: Eukaryota; Metazoa; Tardigrada; Eutardigrada; Parachela; Macrobiotidae. The record is from RefSeq and is a predicted model, not a curated record. The transcript is spliced from 11 exons. Bases 855 to 2468 code for a protein of 537 amino acids. Gene Ontology annotation, cellular component: nucleus; cytosol. Gene Ontology annotation, molecular function: UDP-glucose 6-dehydrogenase activity; NAD binding. Gene Ontology annotation, biological process: glycosaminoglycan biosynthetic process.